UUUCGCAGAAGUACCUUCAAGAAAACGAAAAUGCCCGCAGUCCAAAGUCUCAACUCGGCGAUAUGAGUCUAAAUUCAUCUGAUGCACACAUCAACUUCAUUCAACGAUUAUUGACCGAGUGCAAAGCGAGGACGAAAAGAAUGCUGGUAAUGAAGAUGGGCCAGGAAGCGAGGGACCUGGGUCAUAAUGACGCGAAUGGAGUUGAAGAAAACAGUCUGAUUGCCGGUUUGUGUGACCUCCUGGACAGAAUCUGGGGUCAUGGGCCUUACGAUUUGAAGGCUAAAUCUCCAUUAUGGCUCCAUAUAAUGUCCUACUACAACAGUUGGGAUGGAGAUGAGAUGAUUAUGAAUGAAGGCAGUUCCAACUCACCCUAUUUCCUUGUGGUCGAUGGCUAUCAAAAAGCAAUGACGAUGGUAGUACGUAGAGGUUGUUGGUUGGCGAGCUUCAAAGAAUACACAACAAUAACCAUAAUGAGGAGAAUAAAAUUUCUGUGGUUCAAGAAAACCUUGCAAAUGCUGUCAAUAAGAUCGUGAAAUACUUUUGCACAGAGGAAUCGGAAGAGAGAGGAUAUUUAACGUAUUUAUUAUGUGGUGAAAAUGGACUUUGUGACUCAUUGGAGUAGAUAUGAACAUCAACAUUUACUAUCGAUGCUCAAAGAAAGAAGAUGUGUUCCCAACAAACAUAACAUUGUCGCGUAUUUAUGUUCUAUUUUCCUCAUUGUGGGAGGUAACCUUGUUUGUCUCCUACGCUGUUGACUGCUUUGUUUUUAGGUGUUUCAUUACGGUUUAAAGUCCUCACGUAUUUUUCAGAAGAACUUUUUCAUUUGGGAUUUUAUUG
Messenger RNA from Xenia sp. Carnegie-2017, 837 nucleotides. RefSeq names its product DENN domain-containing protein 5B-like. Gene Ontology annotation, molecular function: guanyl-nucleotide exchange factor activity; small GTPase binding. The coding region runs from base 63 to 533 and encodes 156 amino acids. NCBI's taxonomy places the organism in Eukaryota, Metazoa, Cnidaria, Anthozoa, Malacalcyonacea, Xeniidae. The record is from RefSeq and is a predicted model, not a curated record. The transcript is spliced from 6 exons.